Periophthalmus magnuspinnatus is the source of this 5502-nucleotide messenger RNA. RefSeq names its product contactin 4 (gene cntn4). Gene Ontology annotation, molecular function: cell-cell adhesion mediator activity. Lineage: Eukaryota; Metazoa; Chordata; Actinopteri; Gobiiformes; Gobiidae. Gene Ontology annotation, cellular component: plasma membrane; axon. The transcript is spliced from 23 exons. Bases 303 to 3386 code for a protein of 1027 amino acids. Gene Ontology annotation, biological process: cell-cell adhesion; brain development; axon guidance. The record is from RefSeq and is a predicted model, not a curated record.
ACGCUAUGGAGGAGUAGACACAAACAACCGGAUCAGCCCGUGAAUGUAGACGCCGUCCGCCUCGCCGUCAGCUUUACGCACGAGUGUCACGGAUGUUAUUUUUGUCCCGGAGCGUCGCCCGCAGCUCUGGGUGAUGUUUGUGUGCCGCAGCGUGUCUGAGGACAGGACGGGACUACAGUGAGGAGAGAGGACCUGCACAUCUGGGACAGGGACAGAUCACACCGAGGAGCCAAAGAAGUGCAAAUCGGAUUCUAUAUUGUGGUGAUUGGAUGUAAGACUACUUUGACCCUACAAAAUUGAAGAUGAUGUUGCUAUGGAAACUGCUGGUGCUGCAGUCACUAGUGGGGUGCCUUGCAGAGAUGGGGGUCCUGCAGAGCCCUGUGUUCUCCAAGCAGCCCGGCAGUAUCGUGUACCCGGUGGAGAACGUGGAGAAGAACAGGGAGGUGGUGUUCAGCUGUGAGGCCCAGGCCAGCCCCCCUCCUCUGUACAGGUGGAAACUCAAUGGCACAGAACUCAAACCUGGAUCGCACUACAUUCUCUCUGGAGGAAACCUGCGGAUCAGCCAUUUGAACAGGGACCAGGACGCUGGGACUUACCAGUGCCUCGCCACCAACUCCUUUGGGACCAUAGUGAGCCGAGAGGCCAGCCUGACAUUUGCAUAUUUGGAACACUUCAAGACCCAAAGGAGAAGCUCAGUGUCAGUUCGGGAAGGACAAGGGGUGGUGCUGCUGUGUGGCCCUCCUCCGCAUUCUGGAGAUCUGGUAUUCUCCUGGAUUUUUAACGAAUACCCCACCUUUGUGAAGCAGGACACACGGCGCUUCAUCUCUCAGGAAACGGGGAACCUGUACAUCGCCAUGGUGGAGCCCUCUGAUGUGGGCAAUUACACCUGUGUGGUCACCAAUACUGUCACUAAGAGCAGAGUGCAAGGCCCGCCUACUCCGCUGGUCCUGCGCAGUGACGGAGUCAUGGGAGAAUACGAGCCUAAGAUCGAGGUGCAGUUUCCGGAGGUGGUGCAUGUAGCCAAAGGAUCCACGGUGAAGCUGGAAUGUUUCGCCUUGGGAAACCCGGUGCCGUCUAUCACCUGGAGGAGAACAGACGGUGUUCCCUUCCCCAGAAAAGUGGAUAUGAGGAAGGCCAGUGGCGUCUUGGAGAUCCCGUAUUUCCAGCAGGAGGACGCGGGCACGUACGAGUGUGUGGCCGAGAACUCCCGCGGCAUGAACACUGUCAAAGGGAAGCUCUCCUUCUAUGCUCCUCCUCAUUUGACAGAGAAACCCCAGGACCAGCAGAAGCUCAUAGAUGACUCUCUGGUUUGGGAGUGCAAGGCCACGGGGAAGCCCAAACCGUCCUACCGCUGGAUGAAGAAUGGAGAGAACCUGGAGUCCAACGAGGAGCGAGUACAGGUCGUCAAUGGGGCACUGUCCAUCAGCCGCCUGACCCUGUCUGAUACCGGGAUGUACCAGUGUGUGGCUGGGAACAAGCACGGAGAAGUGUACUCCAACGCAGAGCUGCGAGUCAUAGCUGUGGCCCCAGACUUCUCCCACAGUCAGCUGAGGAGCCAGACCCUGGUGAAGGUGGGCGGUGACGUUCUCAUCGAGUGUAGCCCCAAAAUGUCACCCUGGGGUGUCAUCUCCUGGCGCAAAGGCACUGAACCACUGCGAGAGACCAACAGGGUGAAUAUUCUGGAGAGUGGGAACCUACGGAUUUGGAACGCGACCAAGACUGACUCAGGCCUGUACACCUGUGUGGCCAGGAACCAGUUUGGAGUGGCCAGCAGCACGGGCAGCCUCACAGUCAAAGAGCCGACCAUCAUCACCUCGCAGCCCAACACUCUGGAUGUGACUGUGGGGGAGAGCGUGGUGCUGCCCUGCCAGGUGAGCCACGACCCCUCCCUGGAGCUCAAGUUCACCUGGUUCUUCAACGAGCAGCUCAUCCACUUCGGCAGCCACGGAGGGUUCUUUGAGAAAGUGGGCGGACAGCAUUCAGCGGGAGACAUUAUGAUUCGGAACAUUCAGUUGAAGCAUGCUGGGAAAUACACGUGCGCCGUGCAAACUAAGGUGGACAGCAUCUCCAUCGCUGUGGACCUGGUUGUCAGAGGUCCCCCGGGGCCCCCCACCAGCAUCAAUGUCGAAGAAAUCACUGACACCACGGCGUCUCUGUCCUGGAGGCCCGGUCCCGAUAAUCACAGCCCAAUUACGGCGUACACCAUCCAGGCCCGGACACCCUUCUCCCUGGGGUGGCAGGCUGUCACCACAGUUCCCGAGGUGGUGGGGGGCCAUCGGCUGACAGCUACAGUAAUAGACCUGAGCCCAUGGGUGGAGUAUGAGUUUCGAGUCUUGGCCAGCAACAGCAUUGGGACCGGAGAGCCCAGCAAACCAUCCAAACAAGCCAGGACAAAAGGCACCUCCCCGAAGGUGACCCCAGCCAACGUGAGCGGAGGAGGAGGCAGCCGCUCAGAGCUAGUCAUCACAUGGGAGCCUGUUCCAGAGGAGCUGCAGAACGGGCCAGGGUUCGGGUAUGUGGUGGCAUUCCGACCCAACGGCGCCCCCGGCUGGAUGCAGGCGGCGGUGCCAUCAGCGGAGGCGUCCAGAUAUGUCUUCAAGAACGAGAGCAUCCAGCCAUUCUCCCCUUUCCAGGUGAAGGUGGGGGUCUACAACAACGAGGGAGAGGGCCCUUUUGGAUCUGUAACCACAAUCUACUCUGCAGAGGAAGAGCCUGGCCGUGCGCCCACCAGGGUCCGCGCCAGGAGCCUGUCUGCCUCUGAAGUGGAAGUGCUAUGGAAAGCCCUGCCCUGGAACGCCAGUAAGAAGAGAGUAUUGGGCUACGAGCUCAGGUACUGGGUCAAAGGUGAGAAGGAAGACUCAGCCAAUGUGCAAAGGACUGUGGGUAACCAGACGUCCACAGUUAUCCGAGGACUCAAAGGCAGCGCCACGUAUUACAUCACGGUGAGGGCGUACAACACAGCGGGAACAGGACCCCCCAGCUCCACUGUCAAUGUCACCACCAAGAAACCUCCUCCCAGCCAACCUCCAGUCAAAGUGAUGUGGAACACAUCAAACUCAAAGAUCAUUGUGAACUGGGAGCAGGUGAAAGCCCUGGAGAAUGAGUCUGAAGUGACAGGCUACAAGGUUUUUUACAAGAAGAACCGAAACAGCAGCCCCAACAUCAUGGAGACCAACACCACGUCUGUGGAGCUGGCACUGCCCACAGAUGAGGACUAUAUCAUCCAGAUCAAGCCGUUUGGAGAGGGAGGGGAGGGCAGCAGCACGCGACAGAUCACCAUCCCUCGAAUACCAGGCCCCAAUGCAGUCGGCUCAGCGUCCAAGGUCUCCACUCUGUCAGCGCUCAGCACAAUAGCACUGUCAUUCACCGCACGGACAUCUUUAUGACACACGGCUCCCAGCAGACGGGGCAUCUGAUGUGGAGACAGCGCUAAGGCCCAAUGCAAACUGGGGCUGUACUGUGGUGUAACUAGAUCCAUUCAUUUAGAUUUUAGACGCAGAGAGAAGACAGUGAUGAGAAGAAAGGCACCGCACCAUGGAGGCACCAGUGGAGUCCCCUGCGAGUGGCUGGGAUACGGAACAGAGACUGACUGAUGUCCUGACUAUGUUGUUACCAAAGCAGCUUUCGUAAGAAAAAUAAAUAGAACAAUGUCUUAUAUGCAUCUUUUUGUACGGUAGGUGGAGCUUUUUAUAGAUUUGUUUCCUUUAUAAACACUAGGGCCAGGCGUAUCGGGGCAGGAACAGUUGCGUGCAUGAGAUAAAGUGGCAGUCACAAAGGAAGGUAAUAGUAAUUGGUAGCAUUUUAUUUAUCGUCAAUUCCAGUGAAUAAACUAUUAUUAUCCUUUACAUAUCUGCCUUUUGAGUUCAGCAAUAUUUCAAAACAACUUCAAACAUGCUGGCUAUCCACUGAACCCCUCUGUGAGAGCAAUAGCACUACAGAUGUCCGGGUGCAUGUUUAUCUUUAAAAAAAUAUAUUGAUAAUUACAGAUUAUUACAGUUGAGUUGUAAUAUGUUAUAAGCAUGAAUGCUGAUCAUUGUGUUCUUUUAAUGAGGUCAUGUAACUUGACAUUUUAAGUUAACUACAACAUUUAGCUCUUGUAGGUAAUUCUACUUAAAAGGAAAUUCUUAACAUGCAGCUGGCUAAUACUGUUUUUCCAACCAUUUGGAUAAUGCAAUGCUAAUGCUGGGUUAAAUUGUAAUUUUCAAUAGAGUAUAUCACUUUUCUCUAAAUCUCCAAAUAUUUUAUGUGGUAGGUGGAUCCCAUAUUGUAAUACACUUAAGCCCAUAACUUGGAAGCCCUUUGUGGACAUUUUCUUUGAGCGAUGUCAGGAUUGAUCCCUAAUCAUUUCUUCAGAAAAGUGAUUUCAUUAGUUGCCAUGUCUAUUUAUAAAUUAUUUUCUUAUAUUUCAGUCUGUAGCCAGACUGGAUGUAAGGUGUAAUGGUUAUUUGGGAGAUGCUUAAACUGACCAUUUUAAAUGUCAAAAGCAAAACAUUUGUUCAUAAUCAGCAGUGACCCUACAGGGCCACUGUAGCUGUUGUUCACAGGUCAUUCAUAUGUAGAGCACCUGUCUGAGGUGUUUGAUUGCAUUCUCAAAUGUCACCUCUAGAUGUCAUCAAAGGGCUUCACACUGCACCUUUAAGAUUGUAUGAUGUGUUUGGAUAAAAAUUGUUUAUUUAAAUAGAAAAAAAACCCAUGCCAUCCAAAAAUGUAAUGUAAUUUAUCAAAUGCCAUCCCUAUAUUCUGUAAAAAUUUUGGGUUUCUUAUCAUAUCCUUUAAGACGGAACACUACAAGUAUUUGUUUGUUUAUUUAUGUAUUUAUGCUAUUUUAUGAUAUUUAUUUAUUUAUUGUUACCAAUGUAUGUUUUAACAUUGAUUUGAUAAAGUAAUCGUUAGUGUUUCGCCUUAAAUGCCAUUGGAAGUGCACUGUUGGUUGCUCUCUCAUGCUCCUCACUCUUUUGGUUACUAGCCCUUUGUCUAGAGCUCUUCUUCUUUGCCUUCUGUGUGCCUCACCAUAUGUUUAAAAACCUCAGGUCCUUAACGAGCCUUAACUUCUCAUGUGUACAUAAGGUAAACAUUUAGAUCUGAAGUAGCGUGCGACGUUUACAUGUUAAAAGUAACGGUGGAACGUGGGGUCAGCAGUAGCCUUUAUGUGCAAUGUUCACACGGUUAGUCUGAAUGGGCUACUGCUAUUUUGCAUGGGACUCUGCAAUAUCGCAGCGUUUUUAUAGGUGUGUGUUCUUGAUAAAAGACAAUGCUGCUUACUUAUUUUUCUUUCAUUAGUCUCCAGAAGGUGUGUGGAAAAUGCUGCCCAAGCGUACAGACAUACAGAGCACUCAAUGUAGCUCAGAGGCUGGGGUCAUGGGGCAUCAAAACUUUCUAGAUAGUUUCAAAUUAAGCUGGAGGACAGGUCAGAAUUGUAGGGAAGAAUUUUCUGUUACUGUCAUACUACUUUUUUUUACUUUGCUUGUGGUUAAUAUCUCUGUAAUUACCGGGCCUAUCCAC